ACAUGUAUCCUAUACUGACUAGUCUAAUACAUGUAUCCUAUACUGACUAGUCUAUUUAUCUAUUAGGUCUAAUACAUGUAUCCUAUACUGACUAGUCUAAUACAUGUAUCCUAUACUGACUAGUCUAAUACAUGUAUCCUAUACUGACUAGUCUAAUACAUGUAUCCUAUACUGACUAGUCUAAUACAUGUAUCCUAUACUGACUAGUAUAAUACAUGUAUCCUAUACUGACUAGUCUAUUUAUCAGGUCUAAUACAUGUAAAACAACAAUAUGUUUAAUAGUGUUUAUAUAUUAUUAUAUAUUUAUAUUUAUUGGACUCAAAGAGCUACAGCCACUCUGUGAUGACAAGCUCUUCUCUUUUAUUGAGGGAUCUAGUCUAGAUUAAACCUCAUAGGAAGACAGUUUUAUCAUGUGGAGGUUUCGUUCAGGUCUCUCUGUUUAACCAAAUACUAUCUUUAGCAGGAGAGAGACCAGAUUCUAACUCUGACAGCAAGAAGGGUCCCUCAGUGGAACCAGACCCAGGGAUGCCCAAACCAGCAAGACGACACCCCUGCUCCCACUGUGGAAAGAGUUUUACUACAUUAGAACACCUGAAAGUACAUAAAAGAAUAAUACACUUUGGAGAAAAGCCAUACCACUGUUCAGACUGUGGUAAGGAAUUUAUCCGGUUAGAUGGCCUGAAACAACAUGAGAGAAUACACUCUGGAGAGAGGCCUCACCACUGCUCUCAGUGUGGAAAGAGUUUUAGCUGGUUAGGGAGCCUGAAAAUACAUGAGAAAACACAUACAGGGGAGAAGCCUUACCACUGCUCUCAGUGUGGAAAGAGAUUUUCCCAGUUAGGGCAUCUAAAAGGGCAUAAGAGAACGCACACCGGAGAGAAGCCUUACCACUGCUCCCAGUGUGGGAAGAGAUUUACCCAGUUAGGCAACCUAAAAAAUCAUGAGCUAAUACACUCUGUAUAUAAGCCUUACCACUGCUCUCAGUGUGAAAAUACAUUUUUCUCAUUAGAUUCUCUGAGAAAACAUGAGAUAACACACUCUGAUGAGAAACCUUUCCAUUGUUCCCAGUGUGGCAAGAAUUUUUUUACAUUAGGGUCCCUGAAGGAACAUGAGCGAACACACACAGCAGAGAAACCUUACCAUUGUUCUAAGUGUGUAAAGACUUUUUCCUCAUCAAAAUACCUUAAAGAACAUAAAAGAAUACACUCUGGAGUGAAACCUUACCACUGCCCCCAGUGUGAAAAAAGUUUUGCCCGACCGAGGGACCUGAAAUUUCACGAGAGGACACACACAGGAGAGAAGCCUUACCGCUGCUCUCAGUGUGGAAAGACCUUUUUUUUAUCAGGACACCUGAAAAGACAUGAGCUAACACACUCUGUUGAGAAACCUUUCCACUGCUUCCAGUGUGGGAAGGAUUUCACCCAGUCAAGAUACCUGAAAAAACAUGACCUAACACACUCUGUAGAAAAGCCUUUCCACUGUUCUCAAUGUGAAAAGAGUUUUAAGAAUUUAUGGAACAUGAAAGUGCACGAGCAAAGACACACAAAGGAGAAGCCUUCUACUGUUCCCACUGUGGAAUGAAAUGUUCAUGGUUUCAUCAACCGAAAGAGCAUGAAUGAAUCUCUCACUCGGGAGAGAAAUGUCCGAAGCCAUUAUUUAUACUGUGUAAUUUAAUAUAUUUUUUUACAUUUGUGUACCUUUUACCAUCCAUAUGAAUUGGAACCUGUCUAUGCAUACAGGAAACGAUUAUUUCCUUCACCACUCAUCAAAACGGAACUGUGUGACAAACCUGGACGUUCUUUAAAAGAACGUUGGUCAUUUUUAGAAUGUUGGGACAUUGUUUGAAUGUUUAUCAGGAAACACACAAAAGUGCUCCCUUGUUGGCUGAUAUCUUUGACUGAGAACGGGUUUGUGAUUAUGCCACAUUAAUAAAAUAAAGAUGACUCUUCUAAAAGCCUACUUCACACCAUAAACUGCUGAAUUUGUAAGAACUUUUCUUUCGUUUUGAUUUCUGCAUAAAUGAAAACGUGUCACUGACUCCCCCUAUGGAUUGAUGUUUCAGCGUGUGUUUGUCUCCGUGAAGAGUUCUGUGUUAACGUGCGACAUAAACACACAGUUAGUUAGCAUGCUUGAGUAAGCAGUGGAUGCCAGAUCAAUAUCCAUCUUCAUAAUACAGAUAGCAUGUAGCCUGAGCUAGAAUGUGAAGCUAACUAGUUGGCUAGCUUUAUACAGUUUAAGCCAGAGUAGAUCUAGCUAGCUUUAUACAGUUUAAGAGGGUAGAUCUAGCUAGCUUUAUACAGUUUAAGCCAGAGUAGAUCUAGCUAGCUUUAUACAGUUUAAGCCAGAGUAGAUCUAGCUAGCUUUAUACAGUAUAAUUGUGAAGGGCCUCUCCCAGGUUUGAGUAUGUCUAGAUAGAUCUAGCUCUCUCUCUCUCCAGACAUACUCAAACCUAGGAGAGGCCCUCAUAUAUAGAACACAACCCCUCUCGCUCCCCAAUUAAUUUGUAAACUUUGAAUAAAGUUGGACAAAGACUGCAACCUUGUCUUGCUUCCCAAUUAAUUUCAAAAUGUUGAAUAAAGUUGGCCUCAGACUGCAACCUUGUCUCGCUCCCAAUUAAUUUCAAAAUGUGUAAUAAAGUUGGCCUCAGACUGCAGCCUUGUCUCUUGUCUUGAGAAGACAUACCACUGCUCUCGUUGUGGAAAGACAUGGACCUGAAAUCACAUGAGAGAAAAGAGAGGCUGUGUUCUGACUUUUGUUUUUGACUGAGAAUUUGUGUUUUUGUCAUGAAAUAUAAAUGUAUAUAUAAAAUAAUACUCACCA
This is a messenger RNA of Oncorhynchus keta (chum salmon), 2820 nucleotides long. Its product is annotated as zinc finger protein 180-like. Gene Ontology annotation, molecular function: DNA-binding transcription factor activity, RNA polymerase II-specific; RNA polymerase II cis-regulatory region sequence-specific DNA binding. The coding region runs from base 526 to 1581 and encodes 351 amino acids. The transcript is spliced from 2 exons. Gene Ontology annotation, biological process: regulation of transcription by RNA polymerase II. The record is from RefSeq and is a predicted model, not a curated record. Lineage: Eukaryota; Metazoa; Chordata; Actinopteri; Salmoniformes; Salmonidae.